ACUUUGCUAUUUCCAGACAAUGUUUAUGCUGUCUGUUUUGAAAGGUGGUCAUAGCAAAUGGCUAAUACACGAUAUAGCCUAGCUUGCAUAAAAGCGUACGAAGCAGGAUCGGUUCAUCCGCGGUCUCAAGUCGUCCAACCCAUUCCACAUUUGCAUAGCGUGAUCAUUGGUUGGAAUCGCACCGACGACGCGUAUGGGUCUUGGGUUGAGUCGCAGUGCAUUUAAUAUACCGCAUCACCGGAGAUGAGUUGCUUGGUUGCAUGACUGAAAGGAUUUGGGAUCUUUAUCAGCCGUAAUAACGCGUGGUCAAUAGACUACUGUGUUGAUCAAGGGAAGCUAGGUGGAGCCCUAGAAAUGGCAGUGAAUGUCCAAGUCAAUCCCAUAGCAACACAAAACCGCUAUAUGUUGUUGGCCUGGCUCAACGAAUGUUUGCAGACCAGGUUCACCAAGGUGGAACACACAUGCUCAGGUGCUCCGUUCUGCCAGCUGAUGCACUGGCUGUUCCCUGACUCUGUGGACCUAAAAAGAGUAAGAUUCCAGAGCCAGGGUGAGUUGGAUGCCCUCCACAACUUCAGUGUGCUGCAGGCCAGCUUCAGGAAAAGUGGGGUAAUCAAAGCAGUCCCAGUUAAGGAUCUGAUCCAAGGGAACGCUGCAGUGGGACUGGGCUUCCUGCAGUGGUUCAAGUUGUUUUUUGACUCUAACCACAAUGGCCUGGAGUAUGAUGCCCUCCAGGCCCGGGCUGGACAGAGCAUGCUGUGCGCUAAUGAUGAUAAACUGCCCGAACGAUCCAAUGGCCCCACACAACAACAUUUCUCUACUGAUGUCGAGAUGGCUGAGAAGUCCUCCCAGAACAAGGAAACACCCGUGGAUGGUCAGACUGCAGAACCUGAAGGGGGGAAGGAGGGUACGGUUUUACACUGCAGCCUCAGCCUGAUGCAGCUCAUCCAGCAGCACUGGCCCAGCCCAGCAAAGCACGGGAAGGAAAUGCCACUGGAUAAUUUAGCCAGACACAUUCUGGGUAAGAAGUACCCCCAGGAUAUUGUUAGAGCCUGCUCCCACACCCCCUACUGCCUCUACCUGUAUCGAGGCUUGGAGCUGGGAAGAGAGGUCAAGCAGACCGCUAGCAUGCUUCUGGUGGGCUACUUUGACCUGGGUUCAGGGGUCAGAAAAGUGCGCCUGCUUGACACCCUUCUACAUGGGGACUGCACUAGGUCAGAUUCUGUAGACGAGCUGGACGCUCUGGUGGAGACCCUGGGGAGGUUUGAGAUCCCCAUAGCAAACCUGGCCAUGUUCUACUGUCAGUCUGCAGACUGCAAUGACUUGGGGCUGUGCCAGCUGUUGGUGUCUGGGCUCAGGGCUCUGAAUCCUGGACUGGUGUCUCUAUGUGGCCUCCCUGGCCUGGCUGGACGUGCGUGUCAUGCAGGCGUUACAUUGCUGCCAGAGACAGUUCUGGAGCUGGUCAGGAAAAUUCACCACCACUACUCCACCUGCAGCACAACUAAUGACAAUCUCAAGGAGAUGUUUGCCUACGUGCCAAGUUUGAACCCCCUCCUCCCCCUGUCGUCCCAGGUCCUUUUCCUGGGUAGGAUGGUGCAGAAUAUGACUGACGCCUGGCCCAACCUUCUCCAGUAUUUUGAAUCCAGAGGCAGCGAGGGCGACUCAGAGUCUGUGUGUGUCCUUCUAAGGGACCUGAAGGUCAGACUGAGCCUUCUAUUCACUGGGCAUGCUCUGGAGCCACUUUUUGCCUUCCAGGAUCUUCUUGAGCAGGACUCCAGUGACAUGUCCACCAUCCUACUCCAGGCCUCCAGCCUGGUGCACUCCUACGCAGCCAGCUUCCUCCAGGCUCCCGCGGUGGACCAAUUCCUGAGGCGGCGAGACUCUGGGUUCCUUGCCAACAGUAAGGACUACCUCCAGGGAUUAGAGGUGAACCUUGGCGCCGGUGUGGAGGACUUUUUGUCAGAACACCGGGCAGAACUAAAAGAUGACGCUGUUGACUCUUUUCUGGAGAGCAGCGUGUCCUUCUACAAGGCUAUUACCUGGAGCCUAAUAGAAGGCCUGCCGCUACCCUCAGUGCUCCUAAAGCACAUUCCCUCUUUGCUGUGGCCGGCUGGGAGGCUGGAGGUGACAGGCAGGUCAGUAGUUGAGCUGGGGACCGUCAUGGGGCUGUGUGGUGUCCCAGUGGACACAGACCUUCUGACCGACGAGUUCCUGGAUUAUAUGAUCUCGCAGGCUGAGGAGCCUAGACCCAACUCUCGCUCUGUUGGAACCAUGGUAGAGCAGCAUUGGAGCCCGCUGCUGAGGACCAUGGGAAAGAGGUCUAUCCUAAGGAAGCUAAUCCUCUCUCUUCUCGCUCUCCCCUCUGGUUCCCUGCAAAGGGACAUGAUUUUUGCUCAGGCUAUCGUGCUGGGUGAUGGUGGUCUGAAUGAGGAUGUGUGGCUCACAGAAGUGACAGAAGACAGUGAGGACGACGUCAUAUCUAUGUCUCCGCCAAAUCCUCUAAAACAGAAGACUGUGAUUGACCUCACAGAGCCCACUGAGACCGAACCCUCUAUUGUUACAGAAGGCAAAAGCCCAGAGACGAAGACUUCUCAGACGUCUGACAUUAUUGAUCUGGAUGACAGUGACGAUGAUGUUAUCUGGACCGUGACCACAAGAAAUAAGCCUUCCAUUCCCAUGGCCCCUGAGGGACCUUCUCAGAAGUCUUCCUCUAUGUACCAGGAUGGAAAGGGCUACACUGUGGGAGAGCUGGUAUGGGGAAAGGUGGAGGGAUACUCCCUGUGGCCAGGGAUUGUCCAACCCUGGAAGAGAGAGCAGCCUGCUGUUGGCAUCCGAAAAGUCGAAUGGUUUGGGGAUGGCAUGUUUUCUGAGAUACAGUGUCAGGAACUGCUGCCAUUUGGAGCAUUUGCGCAAUAUUUCUGCCCAAAUAGCUUCGCUACCCUCGUUACAUAUAGGGACGCUAUAUUCCAGUCCCUGCAGCUGGUUGCUUCAAGAUGCAGGAAGGUGUUUUCUCUGGGUUCAGAUGAGCGGGAGGAACACCUCAGGGUUAUGCUGGACUGGGCCUUCGGGGGUUUCAAACCCACUGGCCCAGAUGGCUUCAAACCCCCCCUUCAGACAGAGGAUCAAACUACAAGUAAAAAGACGUCGGAAGACAUACCGCCGGCCCAAACAUCAUCCACUUUCAAUAUAAUGAAGGCAACAUCCAGAAACGUUGACCUCUACAACCUGACCAGGGUGUCUGUGUGUCUCACCAAGCUCUCCCUAAACCUUGACAAUGGCACCUUCAAACUCAAGCAGAAGGAAGAUGAAAGUGCCUCACCAAACCGGGGGAAAAAGAACCGAGAUCUGGCCUACAAGCCACCAGUGAAAAAACAAAGGCAGCAGAGCAACAAAAAUAAAGAUCCUGACUAUGUAUAUGUGCAGCCGGAUCAGAAAUACAGAGAGGAGAUGAUUCAGAGGGUGAAGAAGAAAAAAAUGGACAUUGAAGCUUACUGUCUGUGCUGUAUGACUGACGAAGUAGAGAUUUUCCAUCCACUGUUUGAAGGAAGCCUUUGCCUUGAAUGCAAGGAUAACUUUACUGAGACUCUUUAUCGGUACGAUGAGGAUGGUUACCAGUCCUACUGCACAGUGUGCUGUGCUGGCCUGGAAGUCAUCCUCUGUGGGAACGACAGCUGCUGCCGCUCUUUCUGUUUGGACUGCCUCGACAUCUUGGUUGGGCCAGGUACCUUUGACUCUCUGAAGGAAAUUGAUCCGUGGAUCUGCUACCUGUGCCAACCACACAAUUCUUACGGUUCCCUGAAACCCCGUAUGGAUUGGAGCAUCCGUGUCCAGGGUUUUUUUGCAAAUGACAGUGCCUUUCAGUUUGAGCCCCACAGGGUAUACCCAUCCAUCCCUGCCAACAUGCGCCGACCGAUCAAGGUCCUCUCUCUUUUUGAUGGGAUUGGCACAGGUUACUUGGUACUGAAAGAGUUGGGAUUCAAGGUGGACAAAUACGUGGCCUCUGAGAUCUGUUCAGACUCCAUCGCUGUCUCUGAGGUCAACCACGAAGGCAAGAUCAUACACAUGGAUGAUGUCCGGCUAAUCACUAAAGAGCAUAUCCAGAAAUGGGGUCCAUUUGAUCUGCUCAUUGGCGGGAGCCCUUGCAACGAUCUGUCUAUCGUCAACCCUGCUCGAAAGGGCCUGUUUGAGGGAACGGGGCGGCUCUUUUUUGAAUAUUACCGGCUUCUUCACAUCAUGAAGCCCAAGGAAGAGGACCCGCGGCCAUUCUUCUGGAUGUUCGAGAAUGUGGUGUUCAUGAAUAGACACGACAAGGCCAACAUCUGCCGCUUCUUGGAGUGCAACCCAGUUUUGGUGGAUGCAGUGAAAGUGAGCCCUGCCCAUCGGGCGCGAUACUUCUGGGGCAACAUCCCUGGGAUGAACAGGCCCAUCAUCGCAUCCCAGAACGACAAGGUCAAUCUCCAGGACUGCCUUGAAAGUGGAAGAGUUGCCAAAUUCACUAAAGUAAGGACAAUCACUACCAACCCAAACUCCCUCAAGCAGGGUAAGGAUGUGAGAAAGCUCCCAGUAUCACAGAAGGGCAAUGAUGACAACCUGUGGAUCACAGAGAUAGAGAAGAUCUUCGGCUUUCCCAAACACUAUACCGAUGUGAAGAACAUGAACCGCCAGCAGAGGCAGAAGGUCCUAGGGAAGUCUUGGAGUGUGCCUGUGAUCCGUCAUCUCUUUGCCCCACUCAAGGACUACUUUGCCUGUGAACAGUUUCCUACAUCUAGUUCCUCAGCAAUUGAUAUGGAGGCGGCAUCGGUGAUUGGAAACUCAUGGUGUAGUCCUAUCGAGUGACCGCUGGUUUCAGCGAGGAAGCCUAAAGUGUAGGCAACAAGACUCCUUCCUCUAUGUCAGGACCUUCCCUGUGAAAGCUCCUUCCUUUCAGGACGACUCCGUUUAGGUCUCUUCCUUGUGUGGUUUCCACAUGCUGUGAUGCUCGUGGCUUUAAUGUAUGGCAAUAGUCGAGUAAAGGGGGCCAAGUAGCUCACAUCGCAUCACACCAUCACCCCCUCAUUUAACAAGAAAAAUUAUUCUCCAAAUCAGAAAAAUUAUUGCACAUCUUUCACAUGCUGACAUUUCAAAACAUAAAACAUCUUGGUUGGAGCAUAGAAGAAUAUAAAUAACUGUCAUAAAUGUUUUUGUUUUUUAUGGGUGCAAAAUCUCAUUUUAAAUUGUUGGCAUACAUGGCUGGUUUCACCUUUGACCCCUUUGGGGUGUGAUUUAAUCUCCUAGAAUGCUGUGCUUGCAGGUCAUCUUGAGCCUGUGUUGAUUAACUAAAAAAACGAAAAGGUUUGAUAGAAUUUUGUAUUCAGGUUUUGCGCAUGUGAAGCUUUGUCCUCCAGAGUGACAGACUGUCCGACGCAUUUUUGGCCGAAGUGUUGGGAACUCUUUCUUUUUUAUUAAUCUAUUUACAUUAAUUUAUCCGAAGACUCCAACCCACUCACAGGAUGCAAUGUCAGACUUUUAAAAAGCUCUUUCACUUAUAAGGUAUCAUAAUUAUGCAGUACUUCUUUAAGUCUCAGAGUGUUGAAAUAUAUUCUGUAUGUCAGACACAGGAAAAACUAGUUUGUUGAGGGUUAUGGAGGUUAUACAUUGUUCUAAAAAUGUUUGGCCACAACUCCUUGUUACAAAUGUGAUAUUUGGUCUGAUUAGAUUGAAAUGUGAUGUUUUUAUAUUUUUAGAUGAUUUUAUGUCACAUUAUGUAAAUGGCCUUCCUAUUGUGCGCACUGACACUUUCAUUUAGGUAAAGGUUUGCAUUCAGGAAUGUUCUCAACAAAAAUGGUUUGUUCCAGCAAGACUACCUCUUUGUGGUGUUUAUUGUGGUGCUUCAUAGUAGGCAUAUGGGCCUAACUCAAACAUAUCUGCUGCUAACAUGCUGCUGUGUAAAUAUAAUGUAGGCCUAAUUUUGUAAUUACAAGUGUGGUUUAUAAUGUUGGAUGAUGAUGAUGAUGAUUUGGACACCUAUUGAAUGUAUUGAAUAUAAUUUCUUGGUUGUGGGAAAGGAAGCCUCUGAUAGAAUUGUGUAAUUCUAUUUCAUGUAAUAUUUUGGUAAUUGUACAAACAUUUUUUUUAA
This is a messenger RNA of Esox lucius (northern pike), 6112 nucleotides long. RefSeq lists its product as uncharacterized. Gene Ontology annotation, molecular function: DNA (cytosine-5-)-methyltransferase activity, acting on CpG substrates; protein binding; DNA binding. The transcript has 25 exons. The coding region runs from base 355 to 4833 and encodes 1492 amino acids. Gene Ontology annotation, biological process: negative regulation of transcription by RNA polymerase II. The record is from RefSeq and is a predicted model, not a curated record. NCBI's taxonomy places the organism in Eukaryota, Metazoa, Chordata, Actinopteri, Esociformes, Esocidae. Gene Ontology annotation, cellular component: nucleus.